Molecule: messenger RNA, 544 nt
Organism: Staurois parvus
Lineage: Eukaryota; Metazoa; Chordata; Amphibia; Anura; Ranidae
Source: the annotation of a GenBank genome assembly
GCGGGCACUGCGUCAUCUGGCAAGGCAGUGGGCACCGAGUCACCAGGCACGACAGUGGGCUCCGAGUCAACUGGCAUGACUGCGGGCACUGGGUCAGACAUUGGACCGUCUGGCUCGACAGCGGGCAUCGGGUCACCAGGCAUCAGGUCAUUUGGCUCGAUAGCGGGCACCGCGUCAUCUGGCAAGGCAGUGGGCACUGAGUCACCAAGCACGACAGUGGGCUCUGAGUCAAUUGGCAUGACAGCGGGCACCGGGUCAUCAGGUACCGGAUCGUCUGGCUCGACAGCAGGCACCGGGUCAUCUGGCGCUGGAUCGUCGGGCUCGACAGCAGGCAUCGGGUCACCAGGCAUGACAGCGGGCACUGGGUCAUCAGGCAUUGGAUCGUCUGGCUCGACAGUGGGCAUCGGGUCACCAGGUAUUACAGCGGGCACUGGGUCAUCAGGCGUGAUAGGAUCAUCAGGCUGGACAUCAGGCUGGGUACAGACAUCAGGCUGAAGUGCGGGUGCCGAGGCACCAGGCUGAACCACGGAAGGCAGGUUCUCAG